Molecule: messenger RNA, 1888 nt
Organism: Anopheles coluzzii
Lineage: Eukaryota; Metazoa; Arthropoda; Insecta; Diptera; Culicidae
Exons: 6
Coding region: 220-1725 (501 amino acids)
Molecular function (GO): oxidoreductase activity
Source: RefSeq, a predicted model, not a curated record
GCCGUUUGGUUGUGUAGGGUAGUCGCGCGCAGUGUCCGUGUUUAUCGGUGGCGUAGUGUAAUCGGACGGGGCCCUUCGAAGCGUCUUUACCUGUCCGCGAGCACAAUUGGUAUUGGUGCACUUCCACAAAACAACAGUCCAGUCCAGUGUGUGUCGUGUGACGAGAGAUUACGACAGCUCGAUCUAACCGCUAACCCCGUGCAUCGACAAUAGAAAACGAUGCACUCGCCCUCCGUCUCCUCCGUCCGCUUCGUUGGUGUGCACUUUAAAGGGCUACUGGCACGGGCAGCACUACCACAAUCAGCAUCAUCCCAUCAACAACGCGGAUACUGCACAGGCUCCAGCCCGGUUGCGCAAACAUCAUCUCGAUGGGCGACAAUGAUGGCAACGGCGACGGUGCGGCGGUUGGGCGUAAAUGCACCGGCCAUGCUUGUCGUACGGCUGCUGAGUGGCACCGCGAACAGCAGCAGUACACUAUCGUCCACCGGUGGAGGAGCAGGUCAGGGCAGUGAAAUAAGCAGCUGGAACAAACGGAAGCCACAGUGCCGAGAGCAUCAUCAGCUUACCUGCGGGCAGGAACAGCAAGCACACUCACCGUUUUUCCACGUGCAACAUCAAAAGCAGCGCAGCAUGAGCACUACGGGAGCAGCCAAGAAAGGGUUGGUGGCCGUUGAGGAAGCUCGCCGCUUCAUGGUGGACUGCCUGAUAAAGUCCAACACUCCGCCGGCCCACGCGAAACAGCAGGCCGAUCUGCUGGUGGAAGCGGACUACCGUGGCCACUUCAGCCACGGCAUGAACCGGCUCGAGAUGUACAUUAACGAUCUGCACAAGAACGCGUGCAACGGGUCAGCCGUACCGGCCGUGCUGAACGAAACGCCGGCCACGGCUUGGGUCGACGGGAACAACGGGCUCGGUGCGGUCGUCGGUAACUUCUGCAUGGAUUUGGCGAUCCGCAAGGCGAAGGAGGUCGGCGUUGGAUGGGUUUGUGCGAAGCGAUCGAAUCAUUACGGCAUUGCGGGAUGGUACACGCUGCGUGCGAUGAACGCUGGCUGCAUUGGCAUGUCGAUGACGAACACUUCACCGCUGGCCAGCCCAACCCGCAGCAAAGAGGCCGCCCUCGGGACGAACCCCAUUUCGGUGGGAGCGCCCGGGAAGGAUGGCGAUGGGUUCGUGCUCGACAUGGCCACCACGGCCGUCGCUGUCGGAAAGAUUGAAAUGCAGCGCCGUAAGAACGAACCCAUCCCGGUCGGCUGGGCCCAGGGUCCCGAUGGACAUCCGACGACGGACGCAAGCGUGGCGUUCGACACCGCUUGUCUCAUGCCGCUCGGCGGCACCGAACUAACGUCCGGCUACAAGGGUUACGGGCUCGGUGCGAUGGUGGAAGUGUUUUGCGGCGUGCUGGCCGGUGCGAACUACGCCACGAAGAUCCGCAAGUGGACCCACGCCGGUGCCGAUUCGGAGGCGGAUCUGGGCCAGUGCUUCGUGGCGAUCAAUCCCGCCUGCUUUGCACCGGGCUUCGAAGGCCGGCUGUCCGAUCUGACCGGCAUUCUGCGCAACAUGCCAAUGACUGAUCCCAAUCAUCCCGUCCUGGUAGCAGGAGAUCCGGAACUGCACCACAUGGCAAUGGUGGACAAGGAAGGUGGUCUUGCGUACCACGUAAACCAAAUCAAGACCUGCUCCGAGCUGUCGGAACGGCUGGGCGUGAAGCCGAUUGAAGUGAUUUAAAGUAAAAAAAGGCGCAACACGCAGCAGGUUUCAGAGUAACACAUAUCAAUGUUAUGUGCUUUGUCCUUUUUUUGCAUUAUUGGCAUUUGUUGCAUUUUUUUCAAAGAUUCCAACCAAAGGAAACCUUUCAAUAAAGUAUUAACUUGAUAAGGACUAACUAAAA